AUGUCGUCUUCGAAUCCUAACCCUAAAAUAGUCCCAAUUCUUGAUAGUUUCCCCAAUGCUCCUGCUAGAUAUAGAAGAGGUAGAGGAAGUGUGCUUCGUGGUACAGGGUCGGUUCGUGGUGGUACCUCUGGAUUUGCUAUUCGAGGGAUGUCGGCUGAAGUAGCUAUCACCCUUCGAGCUUCUUCCAGUACUCCUCUUGCUUUGGAAAGAACACAAGCCACGCUAUCAAAGAGAAAAGUAGUUGAAGAGGAUUCUGACGUUGAUGAAGAUGAAGAUACCUCUUUGACAGCUCGUCCUAGAACCAGGAGGCGCAUUGUUUUUGAGGAUGAAACUGAAAUCUCUCCCGCUCGUAUCUCCGAACCCGUUACUAUUACCUCCGAUGAAGAAACCAUUCCAAGGGACUCCCCUGAAUCCACUCACCGCCUCUUUAUUGAGGGCGUCGAAGUGACUAACCUCAUUGGUACGGAAUUGAUGGGAAGAAUUUUCCUCUUAGAAAAGAAGGCUCGCGAGUCUGAUCAGACUUUUCUUGAGGCUGAGAGGAUAGCUAGAGAAGCCCAGCUUGAGGCAACCAAUUGGAAAGAGCAGUUUAAAAAUGCUCAGAAAAAGAUAAAAGAUUUGCAAGAGAAUAAACGUGACCUGGAACAGCAAAAGCAAAUUCUGACUUCUGAAUUAGCGGGGGCCAAGGCUUCUUCUAGUAAAGCUGAGAAGGAUAAAGAACGCCUUGAAUGUUCUUUUUUAGAACAAUUAUCAAAGUCAAGCGAAGAGAUUAGAGAACUUAAGGUAUUGUUGAGCAAGAAAGAGGAGUACGCGGGAGAGCUAGUUAAAAACUUGUCCCAGGCUCAGGCUGACUUGCAAAUUUCCUCUGAUAAGGCUCGUGCCUUAGAGGAUUCUCGUGCCUCCCUUGAAGCUACCCUUGAUUCCACUUUGGCUGAAAAUCAAAUGUUAAAAAAUGAUCUUGCCUCGUGGGAAAGGAAUUAUGAGCUUCUUGAGGAGAACUUUAACACAGAGGUGAGCUGGGCCUUUCUAAACUCCCGCCGUGAUGCCUUAACUGAGGCCAGUCAAGAAAACUUUGACUUAGAAUCGGAAUUGGCCAAGGUUUUGAGAACCAUUGAAAUGACUCAACAACCUCUUGACUUUCCUUCUCCAGCAAAUGAAACUCCCGUGGCUGAGGAACCUUUCAAUGAAGGAGCCGCUUCUGUUGAAGUUGAAAAUGUUACAAUUCCAGCUCCCGAGGGUGAAACUUCACUUAUACAGACUGUGGAAGCUGAAGCUCCCGUGACUCUUGCUCCCCUUGGUGACUUAAACACUUCAAGCCCAACUGCCGCUACUUCUUCAGAAAUUGCUACCGUGCCUACAGCUGCUCCUGAAAAUGAAGUUGACAUUGCAACUUCAGAAGUUCCAACCCCUUUAGUGACAAGUUGA
Messenger RNA from Nicotiana attenuata, 1422 nucleotides. RefSeq lists its product as uncharacterized. The record is from RefSeq and is a predicted model, not a curated record. The transcript is spliced from 3 exons. Lineage: Eukaryota; Viridiplantae; Streptophyta; Magnoliopsida; Solanales; Solanaceae. The coding region runs from base 1 to 1422 and encodes 473 amino acids.